AGUUGGGGUGGAGUGAACUUGGACAUCCACGAUGACUUUUUUUUCCCUCUUUAUAUUUAAUUAGGCAGCUGCACAGCAAAGCAAAGCCAUGCUGUAGUGUGCCUGAUGGAAAAACCGAUCCUAACAUGACAUCACAUGAGCACUGUGUGUAAAUGUACUCGAGUUAGUCGUGUGAGGGGGAAGUUGUGUGACUAACAUGGGGGAUAUCAGUGAAGCUUCUCUGCUGGAAUACAUCUAUUCCUCCGGCGGAAAAGUUACAAAUUCAGACUUGAUGAAGACCUAUAAGCAGUUUGUAAGCCAUAGUGAUUUACACUUACGUGCCAAAUACAGGGAGGACUUCAAGCUCAUCAUCGACAGAAUAGCUGUGUGUAAGUGUGAGAAUGGAGAGAAGUACCUUAUCCUGAAGAAGAAGUACAGGCAGCUCAUGCAGGAGCGUGAAUCUGAGCCUUCGGCUUCAGCGCAGGAGCUGAAGAUGAAAAAGAACACAGUCGAAUGGUGUGUAGGACCCACCAUUACUGUUACUGAUGCCCAAGACCCAGACGAGAGGCAGGAUGUGACAGUUGACCAACCCUCAGUGGAGAACCCAGAACUUCUGUCAGAGGAGAACCCUGAACCCACAGACGCAGAGGAUGAACUGGAAAAGGACUCAGGGUCAAAGUCAGAAUCGGAGCAGGAGGAGGAAUCUACGGGUAUUGUAAGCCCUGCAGCUGUUGCUCUGGAUCCUAUUGAGAAAGAGUGGAUCUGUUCUGCAGCAUGUGGCAGACUCUCACACCUCACCCAGCUGCUCAAACGGGACGCCUCACUGGCCAACAAAAAAGUAACCAGUUUUACUUUUCCUGCCUCACACUUUAAAUCAAACCUUCUAAAACAGAUCAAUCAGCAAAUUAAACCUGAGAAAGUCCUGAUGUUCCAAAUCAUGUUUUUUUUUGUAUGUAUGUUCACACCAAUCCAGGAUUUUACCUCAUGUGGCCAGAGGGGCACCCCGCAGGGCCUAGACAGGAAGUUGAGCAAUAAGGACAGGAGACGCCACAUCCUGUUGGCCAUCGUCCGUCACUCCACGCCCCCAGAGACCUGUCGGCCUGUCGCUCAAACGGUUGAACUGAGUGCUGUCUGUGUUCCUCAGACUGCUCUGCACUGGGCUGCUAAGCACGGAAAAGAGGACAUGGCUGCUGCGAUGGCUGACGCAGGGGCCGACGUCAACACCAAAGCUGGAUACACACCUUUACACAUUGCUGCACUACAUGGCCAUGUGCAUAUAUUUAAUCUACUCAUCCAAACAUAUGGUGCUAAGGAAAAUGUGCGAGACUACAGCGGUCACUUAGCAUCCCAUUACCUGAAUAUACAGAAAGCAGAGGAGAGCAGUGAUCUGAAUGCCGGAUACUCCAGCCCAGCGCAGGUGACCGAGCGCCGCAACAAGAAGUUAACGUCUCUGUUUCACUCACGGAAGAAAUGGGGUUCUGCAGAAGAUCUGGCGCCCGUCCCGGAGGAGAGGAGCGUCUCGCAUCAGCUCAUCGUCCCUGCCUUCAGACCCAGGAAGUUCUCCCGCUGAACUCUCAUCACUGCUAUACGGCGCCACAACAAGGGUUGAAGUACAAGUAGUUCUCUUACAGUGUAAACAUUUGUGGACCUGGUAUUUGUUCUACACACAAAUACUGUAUAUUUCUUAUUUCGUAGCUAUGCGAUAAUAUUAAACUCUUACUGUUUUAUUUAUGUUUUUGUGUUAGAGGCUUUAUACCUCUAAAAAUAUCUUUUUUUCUUGUUUUCAUUCCUGUAUCUUUUUUAUUUUCCUCCACACAAUAUGAGGGUCAAGGUCAUACGGGCUGAUAAAAAAUAACCUGUUUUAUUUUUUUAUUCUGUUAAUGAUAAAAAUAUACAGAAGUUGUCAUGCUGCUACAUGCUUUCUAAGGCUUACAGAACCACAUUUUGCCUGGUUGUUAUUUUUUAGCUUUACAUGACUAUUUUAAAAUGUAUUUUAUUUUGCAUAUUUCUGUUAGUAAAUGAAAAUAGUAAUAGUAAUAAAUAGUAAAUGAAAAGUAUUAUACCAGUGACAUCUUGUUUAAGGUGACACUAAUUUGUGCCUUAUGCUCUAAGUGUAAAAUUUUUUUGCUUAUUUUUUUGUAGUGCUUAAAAAUGUUGUAAUGCAUAUUUUUCAAAUUGACAUGAACAAAAAUAUUAUUUUUUUUACUCAUAAGUUUUGUCUACAUUGGCUCACAUUUAUGCUGAUUGUUAUGCUGUCAUUAUUAAUAAUUAGCAAAUUUCUCUCUAAUGACUGGGUCAAACACAUUCUUGCCAAGUUCUUUUCUAAUAAAAACCUGAUUUUGGGAUAAAA
This is a messenger RNA of Pangasianodon hypophthalmus (striped catfish), 2329 nucleotides long. RefSeq lists its product as uncharacterized. Gene Ontology annotation, molecular function: protein binding. The transcript is spliced from 11 exons. The coding region runs from base 197 to 1549 and encodes 450 amino acids. NCBI's taxonomy places the organism in Eukaryota, Metazoa, Chordata, Actinopteri, Siluriformes, Pangasiidae. The record is from RefSeq and is a predicted model, not a curated record.